Xenopus tropicalis (tropical clawed frog) is the source of this 7494-nucleotide messenger RNA. It is a transcript of the gene map4k4, whose product is annotated as mitogen-activated protein kinase kinase kinase kinase 4. NCBI's taxonomy places the organism in Eukaryota, Metazoa, Chordata, Amphibia, Anura, Pipidae. The record is from RefSeq and is a predicted model, not a curated record. The coding region runs from base 344 to 4555 and encodes 1403 amino acids. The transcript has 33 exons. Gene Ontology annotation, molecular function: protein serine/threonine kinase activity; nucleotide binding; ATP binding.
CCCUUAGUGCCUGCCUGUGUGUCCGAGGGGAGGAAGAAAGAAAGAAAAGAGGGAGGGGAGAGAAACAGCCCGGCUCACUGUGCUGGGAGCUGCCACCUCAACAUGGUGUAAAUCCCUUCCCUGCAGCAGCCAGCCGAUAGGAGAAAGGUUGGGGGGGGGGAAGCGUGAGACAAGAACGGAAAGGAGACGGGGAGCGCCCGCACCCAGGCACGACCCCACGCUCCCCUACCCAAUGAGGAGUUGGAACAUUGCGAGAAGAGCGUGACUCGCCCUGUUGUGUCUGGGUCCGGGGGGGAUACAUACGGGGGGCUGCUGCCGCUGAGACAUACUGAGGGUGGCGACCAUGGCCAACGAUUCGCCUGCCAAAAGUCUUGUGGAUAUAGACCUGUCGUCUCUGAGGGACCCAGCUGGCAUCUUUGAAUUAGUGGAAGUGGUAGGAAAUGGCACCUAUGGACAAGUAUAUAAGGGCCGACAUGUCAAAACAGGCCAACUUGCAGCCAUCAAAGUCAUGGAUGUUACAGAGGAUGAAGAGGAAGAAAUCAAACUGGAAAUCAAUAUGUUGAAGAAAUAUUCCCACCACAGAAAUAUAGCUACUUAUUAUGGUGCUUUUAUUAAGAAAAGUCCUCCUGGGCAUGAUGACCAGCUUUGGUUGGUGAUGGAGUUUUGUGGUGCUGGCUCAAUCACUGACCUGGUGAAGAAUACAAAGGGGAAUAGUUUGAAAGAAGACUGGAUUGCCUAUAUCUCUCGUGAGAUACUUAGGGGAUUGGCCCACCUCCAUGCUCAUCAUGUGAUUCACCGGGAUAUCAAAGGACAGAAUGUGCUGCUAACAGAGAAUGCCGAAGUGAAAUUAGUGGAUUUUGGUGUUAGUGCACAGCUGGAUAGGACAGUGGGCCGAAGGAACACAUUUAUUGGUACACCAUACUGGAUGGCUCCAGAAGUUAUCGCCUGUGAUGAGAACCCAGAUGCUACCUAUGACUAUAGGAGUGACCUCUGGUCAUGUGGUAUUACAGCGAUUGAAAUGGCAGAAGGUGCUCCUCCUCUUUGCGAUAUGCAUCCAAUGCGAGCCCUGUUCCUUAUCCCAAGAAAUCCUCCACCACGGCUAAAAUCCAAGAAAUGGUCAAAGAAGUUCUUCAGCUUUAUAGAAGGCUGCCUUGUGAAAAAUUACAUGCAACGUCCCCCAACAGAACAGCUUUUAAAGCAUCCAUUUAUACGAGAUCAGCCAAAUGAAAGGCAAGUCCGAAUUCAGCUGAAGGAUCACAUAGACAGGACAAGGAAGAAGAGAGGAGAAAAAGAUGAAACAGAGUAUGAAUACAGUGGAAGUGAAGAGGAGGAAGAGGAAGUGCCUGAACAGGAAGGAGAACCAAGUUCCAUUGUUAAUGUGCCUGGGGAAUCAACACUCCGACGUGAUUUCCUGAGACUGCAGCAGGAGAACAAGGAGCGCUCUGAGGCUUUGCGACGGCAACAGCUGCUGCAGGAGCAACAACUCAGAGAGCAGGAGGAAUAUAAAAGACAGCUCCUGGCAGAGAGACAGAAGCGCAUAGAACAGCAGAAAGAGCAAAGGAGGAGACUUGAAGAGCAACAAAGAAGAGAGCGUGAGGCUCGUCGGCAGCAGGAACGAGAACAAAGAAGGCGAGAGCAAGAGGAAAAGAAGAGAAUGGAGGAGAUGGAAAGAAGGCGCAAGGAAGAGGAAGAAAGGAGAAGAGCAGAGGAAGAGAAAAGAAGAGUGGAAAGAGAGCAGGAGUAUAUCCGAAGACAGCUGGAGGAGGAGCAGCGGCACUUAGAAAUCCUUCAGCAGCAGCUGCUUCAGGAGCAGGCCAUGUUACUGGAGUAUAGAUGGCGUGAAAUGGAGGAGCACCGCCAGGCUGAAAGACUUCAGCGUCAGUUGCAGCAAGAGCAGGCCUAUCUCAUGUCACUACAGCAUGAUCAUAGACAGCAGCAGCCACCACAACAGCAGCCCCAGCCCCAGCAGCCUCCACUGUCCCAGCAGGAAAGGAGCAAGCAAACAUACCAUACCCAAGAACCCAAGCCUCAUUAUGAACAAGCAGAACGAAUACGAGAGGCAGAGGAGCGCCUUAGGAAAGCAAACCAAGGCUCCCCUGAAGCCCAGGCUAAGCAACCAGGAAGAGUUUUAGAGCCAUUAGUGCCUUCAAGAUCCGAAUCAUUUUCCAAUGGAAAUUCUGAGCCUGCUCAACCUGCCAUGCACAGACCAGUGGAACCACAGGUACAGUGGUCUCAUCUGGCAUCCCUCAAGAACAAUGUAUCCCCUGUCUCGCGAUCCCAUUCCUUCAGUGACCCUUCUCCCAAAUUUGCACCUCACCUUCUACGAUCUCAGGAUUCGCACCAAACUUCACGCAGUGAAGUGCAAAGUCAGGGUUCUGACCCUAAGUCUGAAAUCUCUGAGCCAACCCAAAGGGUUUGGGCUCGAUCAGACAGUGACGAGGUGCCUCCAAGGGUGCCUGUGAGGACAACAUCAAGAUCUCCAGUAUUGUCACGGAAAGAUUCACCACUGCAGGGCAGUGGGCAGCAAAAUACCCAAGCUGGUCAGAGAAAUUCCACAAGCAAUAUUGAGCCUAGACUUCUUUGGGAAAGAGUAGAGAAGCUUGUGCCCAGACCGGGUAGUGGUAGCUCGUCAGGAUCAAGUAACUCUGGAUCCCAAGCAGGAUCCCACCCAGGAUCUCAGAGUGGAUCUGGAGAGCGCUUCCGGAUGAGAUCAUCUUCAAAAUCUGAGGGCUCACCAUCUCAACGACAUGAAAACACAGCCAAAAAGUCUGAAGAGAAGAAAGAAGCAGUUAGACAGGCCAAAGCUCCUGGAGAAGUGGAUCUUACUGCACUCGCUAAGGAGCUUCGAGCAGUAGAUGAUGUUCGGCCACUUCACAAAGUUACUGACUAUUCCUCAUCCAGUGAAGAGUCUGGUACUACAGAUGAGGAGGAUGAUGACAUGGAACAGGAAGGAGCAGAUGAAUCGACUUCAGGCCCAGAGGAUGCUAGAGCUAUGUCAUCUUUGAAUUUAAGCAAUGGAGAAACGGAGUCUGUGAAAACCAUGAUCGUACAUGAUGAUGUCGAAAGUGAACCUGCCAUGACCCCAUCUAAAGAAGGCACUUUAAUUGUCCGACAGAGUACAGUUGACAAAAAGCGUGCCAACCAACUUGAGAGCAAUGGCUUUGCGAGUCGUAUUCACCUCUUGCCAGAUCUCUUACAGCAAAGCCAUUCCUCCUCCACCACUUCUUCCCCAACCUCAAGUCAACCGACACCUACCAUGUCCCCCCAGACACCCCAGGACAAGCUAACUGCUAAUGAGACUCAGUCAGCUAGUAAUACUCUCCAGAAACACAAAUCGUCCUCCUCUUUCACACCGUUCAUAGAUCCAAGGUUACUUCAGAUCUCUCCAUCUAGUGGAACAACUGUUACGUCAGUAGGUACAUACAUGCGCACACUGGAAGCUAACCUUAAAAAUACUAAUUUUAUUUUAGUGGGAUUUUCCAGUGAAGCGCUAAGGCCGGAUGCCAUGAGGCAAGAUCCUACAAGGAAAGGAUCAGUUGUUAAUGUUAAUCCCACAAAUACUCGGCCACAAAGUGAUACACCAGAGAUUCGCAAAUACAAGAAGAGAUUUAAUUCUGAGAUUUUGUGUGCGGCAUUGUGGGGUGUAAAUUUGCUGGUGGGAACUGAAAGUGGUUUAAUGCUGUUGGAUAGAAGUGGACAAGGGAAAGUGUACCCCCUCAUUAACAGAAGGCGAUUUCAGCAGAUGGAUGUGCUUGAAGGCUUGAAUGUCUUGGUAACUAUAUCAGGGAAAAAGAACAAGCUGAGAGUAUAUUACUUAUCCUGGCUGAGGAAUAAAAUUUUGCACAAUGAUCCUGAAGUAGAGAAGAAACAAGGAUGGACAACAGUUGGGGAUUUGGAAGGCUGUGUGCACUACAAAGUUGUAAAAUAUGAACGUAUCAAGUUUUUGGUAAUCGCUUUAAAAAGUUCAGUGGAGGUGUAUGCCUGGGCACCGAAACCAUACCACAAGUUUAUGGCCUUUAAGUCAUUCGGAGAUUUAGUACACAGACCUCUCCUUGUAGACCUGACUGUGGAAGAAGGACAGAGGCUGAAAGUGAUCUAUGGUUCCUGUGCUGGGUUUCAUGCAGUAGAUGUGGACUCGGGCGCAGUUUAUGAUAUUUACUUGCCAACACAUAUUCAGAGCAGCAUUCAGCCACACGCAAUCAUCAUUCUCCCAAAUACUGAUGGUAUGGAACUGCUGGUUUGCUAUGAAGAUGAAGGAGUUUAUGUUAAUACAUACGGCAGGAUCACCAAAGAUGUAGUUCUACAAUGGGGAGAAAUGCCUACAUCAGUUGCUUAUAUCCGAUCUAACCAGAUCAUGGGAUGGGGUGAAAAAGCUAUUGAGAUUCGAUCCGUGGAAACUGGCCACCUUGAUGGAGUAUUUAUGCACAAAAGGGCACAAAGGCUCAAGUUCUUGUGCGAACGAAAUGACAAGGUUUUCUUUGCCUCGGUGCGGUCUGGCGGAAGCAGCCAAGUGUAUUUCAUGACUUUGGGCAGAAGCUCUCUUCUGAGCUGGUAGAGAGUGGCAUGGGAACUGCUGGCACCUCCCCUACAGUCUCCAUUAUCUACAUAACUUGAAAUAAUAUACAACUGGAGUAGAACCUGCGUACUGACCUUCUUCUUUUUUUGCAAGCUAUGUUCCAGAUGGAGUUUGCAUUCAUUAGUGGGAGUUGUUACUAAUGUAGUUCACAAGAUGGUAGAGUUUGUUGUAUGUUUGUGCAAGGCAGUGGGUGCUGCAGAUGCCUUUGUUGGGUGCUAAGUUCAUCUAAAAUUUGUGGGGAAAAAAAAAGUGUAGAAUUUUUUUUUUCAGUGCCUCUGGUAGUUUCACCUACCAACGAGGGGUGCAAACCAAUUAAAAAAAAAAAUUCACAUUAAGAGCACCAUCACCGUUACAAAUGAGGCACUAGAGGGCAGACAAGGAGAACUCAUAAUGCCAGUUUUGACAACGCACAGUCGGGCUUAUAAAAUUUCACUUUAUUUAAGACUUUUUUUUUUUUUUUUUUUUAAGAAUCUGAUAAAUGAAAGUUCAUAUAAUAAAAUGUAUUUAUAAAAUGUGAAAGGCAGUGGUUAAUGUAAUUUUUUUUUUUUUUUAAUAAUUUUAGUACACAAAUCUUUUGUCGCCAAUGUUGUGCAUUACUAAGCGUAACUACACACGAUUACUGUUUUCUCUCCCUCUGGGUCACAGUAUUAGUCCUGCCUCAUCCAUAGUCCUCAUUUUAGUUUACUUAGAAACCUACGGCGAUAAUGUGCAUGGCGUGAUCAACCAAGUUUGUACUGUAGAAAGGGAGCAAAACAGGGUUUGUAGAAUACUAAGGCAAUUCCCAACCAACUUUUGUUAUAAUUUUUCCUACCUCAUUCUUGGCGAUGCACAAAUUCUUUUGGUGCCACGAGAUCUGCAGUAAAGCACGUAGGCUUCCUUGACACUCAAGGGCUGGAUAAAGAAGGAGUCUCAUUUUUAUGUUAACUUCUUAUAAUAUGAAUGUGUAAACUUAAUAUCAGCUAUACCAGGCAGAACAUUAGGGGGGAAGGUUUGAUAUAGCUGGCACACGUUGGCACUAAAUGUGGCACAGCAGCUUGAUGAUGGUGACAAAACCCUUACACGCGUCAUUGGCUCACGUUGUUGGAAUGGCAACUUCCCACCCUGGCGGUUUUCAAAGUGGGGUUUUUGUGUGGGCCUGUAGCAGCAGAUGCUUGGCCGUUGCAGAUGUAGCAGACUGGGGGGUUGACCUGCGUGUAAGCAGCGUGUAAGUUGUUAAAUGUAGGAAGGCCAGGAUAGGUCAGACUUGUUUGUGAAGGGAGGGGCGACAUGUUCCUUUUAUAAGAAUGCAAUGCACUAAAACCAAUUCUAAGAAUGUAGUUAAUGUUACGUACAAUGGCAUACUGUACCUGUGUUUAGAUGUAAGAUUCCCAGUUCUUGACCUUUUUUAAAUAAAAAGAAAAACAAAUAAAUAUAUAUAGCCAGUUUUAUUUUCAGAAAGUUGUGACAUUUGUACAAAAUGUCCAAACACUAAUACCUUGUUUAAUGGCUACAUGUUCAUUACUUGAGGUUCCUGGAGUGUAUAGUUGUGGGUGAUGUAGCAAUGCGCAGUGUCAUCAUUACAAACGUUUUUUAGACAAUUCUUUCCUUUCUGGUGUGGGGUACCUUGUUGACAGCUGCCUUAAGCUGUUCUUUUGUGAACAGUUUUCUCUUUAAUAUAGAAAUAGACUACUCUUACUCCAUUUCUGCCAUAGUAUUAGCAUUUUCUUUUUUUUUUUUUCAACACAAAACCAGCAACUAAUACUGAUUCAUACUCUUGCUCAGCAUCUAUUUUAAUGGAAGCGUGCACCAGGGAUGCCAAAUGAGUCCCUCAGAUGCUGGAAACCACAGCCCAUGGCUUUCUCGGAUACGUAACUGCCAGCAGCGAAGGGGGAGUUUGGCAUCUGUGGUGUAAACUAUCAGUGCUGUGUUCAAGACCCCUUGCGGUAGAUGUUUUAAACAGCAGCAUUGAGUUGGAUAAUACGGAAGCCUUAUUACUAAUGGCAGAAAAGUUAUUUUUUGUUGAAUAAUCUUUCAAUGUGUUACUGUUUCUUUCUAAUAGCACUGGAGAGCAAUGCUGAUGUAUACAUGCUGUAAUGUUUCACAAUGGCAAUAGGAGCUAUGGCUUUGCUAGGGAGCUCAAACGGCCCUUCAACUCCUGUUUGACACAUCUGUGUUUCAUGCGCCCCCUUUCUUGGGAGCUAUUCAUACUGCUACAGUGAGGCUCCCGCUUCUAGGUAUCACUCUUCUCAUGCACUGACAGUAAGGAGGUGACAUGGCAAAGGGGCUCUGUAAAUGUUACAUUGAAUAAAGGGCAACUGUCGUAGCUACUGGUCACUGCAUAACAAGAAUGUUUUAUGUCUUUCUUACAAUUGGCAAGUUAACUUUUCCUACCCAUGGUUAAAGAAAACCAGUAUUAAAACCACUAUGUAAUAAAACAUGGGCACUAUGUAUCAAGCAGAAUGUCAGUGCUCCAAGAUCGACUUAGUUAUGCUUAAGGAAUAAUCCAUUUCUGUACGUUUGCAUAGGCGGAACUGUAUGGCUGCAGUGUUGCGUUCUCUUAUUAUGCACAUGUUAUGUUGGAGAAAAUGUUUACAUUUUUUUUGGUUAAACUAAUGUGCAUCACAUAUUUAUGGUUUAUUUGAAAAUGAAUAUUUUGUGUUUUUUUUGCUUGUUUUGUUCUUUUUUUUAUUAUAAUUUUUUUAUGUAGUACGCAUUCUGUGACAUAUAAUCCCCUAAUUUUUCUGAUUAAUAAUAAUGUGCAGAGAUAAUACAGGUGACAAACUGCAUAUAAAUACUAAUUGUUCAGCUGCAAAGAGGCAGUAAGUAAGCAUUUUCCAGACUCUCGCAGUGCUAUCUAACUUAUGUCUACUGUGUAUCAUGGAAAUGCCCUACCUUCCCCCCAGUUUUUUUCCUUAAAUAAAGUCAAAAUCACACCUACA